Molecule: messenger RNA, 794 nt
Organism: Linum trigynum
Lineage: Eukaryota; Viridiplantae; Streptophyta; Magnoliopsida; Malpighiales; Linaceae
Source: the annotation of a GenBank genome assembly
CUAUUGUAAUUGUUGUGGUUAACCUGGUCGUCGGCAGCCAAAAAUGAAUCGUCUUUUCCUGGAUGGGAAGAUCCCGUCAUUCCGGUCAUAUGUGUAUAUAUAUCUUCUCGGCUACGUAGCUCUAAUCGAUUAUAGUGAGCAAGAAAGUAUCAUAGAAGAGAGAAGAUGAAUACUACGAUGAGAGCCGCCGUUAUAGUAGUGAUGAUAGUGGCGGCGUAUUCUGUGAGCGUUUCCGGUAAAGAUGAGGAUAUUGAUACAAAGUUUUGCGGUUGUGGUCCGUCCAAGGAUCAGAAUAACUUCCCUGCUCGCCUUGACGCUGUUCUUGACGAUGUGGUGAAAACUACGGCUUCUCAGCGUGAAGACGCAGUCUCCGGCGACAUCACCUACACAGCGACGGACCCGGCGAAGGGCCGCAGCGGCGCCGCCGCGGCAACCAGCACUUGUUUCGGCGACGCCUUCCUUGACUGCUCAGCAUGUCUGUCUAGAGCGCGGGGUUUUCUGAAGCCAUGCGGAGCCUUUGCAUGCGGCGGAAUUCGGUUUGAUGGCAAGUGCCGCCUUCAGUUCCGCCAAAUCAAAUGAUCCCUUGAUCAUUACAAAUUCCAACUUCUAAGUUCAGGCCGGCGGGAACCCAACUACGUACUGUCUUAAUUGUCUGUGUUCUUUCUUAAAUAUAUGUCAUUUUGGUGGGUUUAAUGUUUAAACUCUAUCGUCACACUCACUCAAUCAAAUUUGUGUUGAUUAAAUUUCCUAUUCGUUACCUAGAAAGUUAAUUUAAAUAAGGGGACUUUGAUUAG